Molecule: messenger RNA, 1496 nt
Organism: Tripterygium wilfordii
Lineage: Eukaryota; Viridiplantae; Streptophyta; Magnoliopsida; Celastrales; Celastraceae
Product: hydroxyproline O-arabinosyltransferase 1-like
Exons: 8
Coding region: 178-1266 (362 amino acids)
Molecular function (GO): glycosyltransferase activity
Source: RefSeq, a predicted model, not a curated record
AAUUGUGCGUUCGGCUUGGGCCGCCAGCUUCUUCAUCAACAAUCUGGGAUGGAGACGACGACUUUCUAGCACAACUAUCUUUUCACAUUGUUCUUCGCUUUCUACAAAAUUGCAGAGAGAAAAAGAAAUGCUUGUGUAGAUUAGACAGAGAAAAGAAUUUGAUAGAAGAGAUACAGGAUGGGUUGUGGGAAUUUGUUCUACAGUGUACUGAUAGCAUGCUCGGUGGCUCUAAUUACCUACAACAUAAUCAUCUCAGCAAAUGCUCCUCUCAAGCAAGAAUUACCAGGUCCAUCGAGAUCAUCACUGUUAUCUGUGGACCCGAUCAUCAAGAUGCCUCUGGAGAGAUCGAGAAGAUUUGGGUCUGAUAAGAAGAGGCUGUUUCAUACAGCAGUCACGGCCUCAGACUCAGUGUACAACACUUGGCAGUGUAGGAUCAUGUACUAUUGGUUCAAGAAGUUCAAGGAUGCUCCAGGUUCUGAGAUGGGUGGAUUUACCAGGAUUCUGCACUCCGGCAAGCCUGACAAGUUCAUGGAGGAGAUCCCGACCUUUGUCGCCCAGCCUUUACCAUCUGGAAUGGAUCAGGGCUAUAUAGUCCUCAACAGGCCUUGGGCUUUUGUACAAUGGCUUCAACAAGCAAAGAUCCAGGAAGACUACAUACUGAUGGCAGAACCAGAUCAUAUCAUUGUCAAUCCCAUACCAAACUUAUCUAAAGAUGGACUUGGAGCUGCCUUUCCUUUCUUUUACAUUGAGCCAAAAAAGUAUGAGACAACUCUUAGGAAGUAUUUUCCUGAGGACAAGGGACCAGUAACAAACAUUGACCCAAUAGGAAAUUCGCCUGUCAUUCUACCAAAGGAAUCCCUUAAGAAGAUUGCUCCUACAUGGAUGAAUGUUUCCUUGGCUAUGAAGAAAGAUCCCGAAACUGAUAAAGCCUUUGGCUGGGUUCUUGAAAUGUAUGCCUAUGCUGUUGCAUCUGCUCUGCAUGGUGUUGGAAACAUAUUGCACAAGGACUUCAUGCUUCAGCCUCCUUGGGAUACAGAAAUUGGUGGCAAGUUCAUAAUUCAUUAUACAUACGGAUGUGACUAUGAUAUGAAGGGUCAAUUAACCUAUGGAAAAAUCGGGGAAUGGAGGUUUGACAAAAGAUCUUAUGAUACUGUUGCACCCCCAAAAAACCUUACCCUGCCACCACAGGGUGUUCCUGAGAGUGUGGUGACCCUAGUCAAAAUGGUGAAUGAAGCCACUGCAAAUAUUCCGAACUGGGGGUCGUAAGUGAAAGCUGCUCUACAUGGGCUUGUUGGCAGUUGCUGAUGAGUGUAGGACUGGGACGCCAUCACCAUGUGAUAUACAUUUGCUGAAUCCGUGUGUUACUGUUAAAUUAUUUUGAAUUCCUCUAACGAAUGUAUCAUGUUUUGCUUGGUAAGCCCACACGGAACUAGUUUGUUUUCUUGCUCGGAUGAAUAACCUUUAUAUAAGCGAUAAUAAGUUACAACUUGCAACGA